AUGAGAAGACCGCAUUUCAGGUGUGGAAAGGCUGAGAGGUCUUCGAAGAAGAGGUCCACGGUUGUAAGGGGUGGAGGACAACGGUUGUCCACGGUCUUCGGAGAGGAGGUCCGCGGGUCCUACAUAACAGUGGUGGGAACGUCGCGAUGGGCCCAUGUGGAGAGCGAGUCAAGUAUUACGCUUGUGAAGGAGGAUGGGGAGAGCAAGAUGGUGUCGCAGUUCACGAUGGAGUUGCAGGGAUUGAAGGCUAUGGAUGGUGAAGACCCUCCAAAGAUACUGCAUUUUAACCUAAAGAUUAAAGGGGAUUGGAGUGGCUGA
Molecule: messenger RNA, 318 nt
Organism: Fraxinus pennsylvanica
Lineage: Eukaryota; Viridiplantae; Streptophyta; Magnoliopsida; Lamiales; Oleaceae
Source: the annotation of a GenBank genome assembly